This is a messenger RNA of Pygocentrus nattereri (red-bellied piranha), 2176 nucleotides long. RefSeq names its product tectonic-3. The record is from RefSeq and is a predicted model, not a curated record. The transcript has 16 exons. NCBI's taxonomy places the organism in Eukaryota, Metazoa, Chordata, Actinopteri, Characiformes, Serrasalmidae. Gene Ontology annotation, biological process: smoothened signaling pathway; cilium assembly. Bases 250 to 2043 code for a protein of 597 amino acids.
CGAUGAGCAGGUCUGAUGGAUCUGGCUGGAAAGCCCAGAUGGAGCUCCACUUCUCAGCGAUGAGGUUCAUGAGAGGUACACCUUGCACCUCGAUCAAAGGAAAACGAGAAAGUGUGCUGGAGCCUGGACGGAGAGGCGACUCUGCAUUUGAGGGGCUUCGUUUGGUUCUGUUUCUGAAUCGCUCCCAGUUUCGCGGACAUCGUCAUCCUCUGUGUCUGUAUCGGAGUCUGAGAGGCUGAGGUGAUCUGGAUGUUGAACUUGCCGCUUUGUCCGCUGAAGGCCCUCGUCUGCAAGUCCUGGAGAAUGCUGUCUCGCUGUUCCCUUCUGCAGCUGGUCUUGGCUCUUGGGGUGAUUUUGCCGCCGGCUACAGACUCGCAAGGCACUGAGAGCUACACCAGACUGCCUCCUGUGGAUUGGGAUGAACAUCUGUUUACAGAAAAUCUGACAGCUGCAGCAGCAACGAUCCACUCCAUUACAGCUGGAGCCUCAGAUCCUUUGGACACCGCCACCCCAAGUGUUAUUCCAAGAGGAUUUGAUGACCGCGCCAUGUCCACUGUCAGCCCCUUGACCGAAGAGCCGAUCACAACUUCCACUGAUUGCGUUUGUGAUCUCACGCCAGAUUUCUGUGACAUCGCCUGCUGCUGUGACGUGGUGGAUUGUGGAGUCGCCAACCUGAGCUCUGUUUUCAGUGGGUGCAAGCAGGAAACUAGUGUCUUGCUUGAUUUGAGGCCUGGAGUGUGUGUUGAGAGCUGGCUGAUGUUUCGAGCCAACGUGGACCCCCAGCUUGUGACAGUGACUGACUCGCUGUUCUGCGUUCGGAAAGGGAACGAGACAGAUGCAGCGCAGACUCUACCUGCCCUCUCUGAGGGGACGUUCUCCAUCUUCUCUCCUCAUUUCUCACUACAGGAGCCCGCCCCCUACCACAGCCGCAACUCAAGCUUCUACAAGGUGGAUGACAUCAUUCUGACAUAUUACAACGCCACAUCCGCAGUGAGCGUGCUCAGACACCCAUCGCCAGGGGCGGCAUCUUCAUCCUGCGUGGACCGCAAUCCUGCAAAGUUCCUGCGUUCUGGCUCUCUGUCCUGUUCACGAGCUGUGAGCGCUCAGUCUUGUGGAAGAGACGGCACGCUGAGCAUUCGUUCCUAUUUCACUGGCUUCAGACUCCUCAGGGUUCCACGUCUUUCAAAAGUGGACUUGCCAAAUAUAACGAUCCCAGUUAUCCUGUUGUCCAGCCAGCCUGAACCCACUGAACAUAAUGGCUACUGUGUGAAUGUGGUGUCAAAGGUGGAGUAUAUGAUCACAUACACAGGCGGAGGGGAGAUUACCGCAGCCACGCUGAGAGUGGAGUUGGCAAAUGCCAGUUUUGGCACCCAGUUACUGCAACAGCACACGGUGAAAUUUCAGUUGGCCACACCCUCACCACCUCCUUCUAGCACGCCAUUGGUAGGCUUGACGGUUGGCACGCCAGUGAUUGGCUGGUUUGGCGAAGAGGCUCAGCCUCUGACGGUCCAGGGACUGUCUGUAGGAGGAGACUGUGCUACUGACCUCUUCAACCGAGCUUCCAUUCUCUUCAACCACAACACCAUCACUGGCUGCAGCUUCAGGUCUCCAUCCCGUGACUGCGCCUCACUUAAAGCUCAGCUCUACAGAGUUCUGCGUGGUGCCACGACUCCAGACAUGGUCGCCAUGACUGCAGGUUCACAGCCAGACUGGAGCAGGGUCAUUCUGCAGGAUUGUCCUGAGCCCCCAACAGGUGAGCUGUGUGAGACAGGCUGUCUCUUGCCCAUCUCCCUCUCAGUGCAGGUACUUUGGGCUCAGAGAGGACUGCUGGCAAUGCCGCAAAACCAUAUCCUGGGAGCCAAAUACAUCUUCAGCUGUCAGAUACUGAAGUGUCCUGUCGCUUCUCCUCUGCCUGUGACCACGGAGGUGAUUUUCUCUGACGCCACCGUUUACCCAGAAGCCCCCAGAGGUGAACCCCAACCCGAGUGGAAAUUCCCGUUUGCUUUUUUCACAAGAGGGGCAGGAGAGUUAGAUGGAGAGUAGCUUUGGUAAAACUAUGAGAAUGUGCUUCUUCUGAGUGUUGUUCACUGUUAGCUAAUUAUCUACCUCAUUCUGAGCAUGUACAGUUUUUUAAUAACUUAUUUUUAUUUUGCAAAAUACAUACUUUUACAUGAUA